CAAGGAGAUCUGCGAAGCCAAUAACACCAUCAUGUGCCCGCUCUGCGACCAGAAGUGCCCGUUCUGGCUGCUCUCCGACACCUGCACCUAUGCCAAGGUCACUCACAUGAUUGACAACGAGGGGACAGUUGUGUUUGCCAUGCUCAUGGCAAUCUGGGCCACCGUGUUCCUGGAGCUGUGGAAGAGGCAGAGAGCCACCGUGGUCACCGACUGGGACCUGUACAGGUGGGAUGAGGAAGAGGAGGAGCUGGCUAUGGAGCUGAUCAACAAUUUGCAGCACGAACCCCAGCGGUACCAGCACUCCUACUUACGCAGCACCAUCGUACUCCUCUUGGUUCUGUUGAUGAUUGCCGUGCUGAUCGGCAUCGCCCACGCGCUCGUCAUUUACCGGGUGAUAGCAAUGGCUCUGUUCACCCAGAGCAACCUGGAGUUCCUCCGUGAGCAGGCCAACACGAUGGCGGUGAUAACAGGGGCCGUGCUGCACUACAUCACCAUUGUCAUCAUGACCAAGGUCAACAGGCACGUGGCCCUCUACCUCUGUGACCUGGAGAAACCACGGACCUUCUCCCAUCGUGAGAACAACUUCACUGUGAAGAUCUUCACCUUCCAGUUCUUCACACACUUCUCUUCACUCAUCUACAUCGCCUUUUUCCUGGGACGGAUCAACGGCCACCCAGGGAACUACGUGCGCAUUGCCGGCAAGUGGAGGCUGGAGGAGUGCCACCCCAGCGGCUGCAUCACUGACCUCUGCAUCCAGAUGGCCAUCAUCAUGCUGCUCAAGCAGACCAUCAGCAACGUGAUAGAGUAUCUCAUCCCCUGGAUAACCCACAAGCGACGCAAGAAGCAGCACCACCCCAAGAAGAGAAGCAUGAUGGUAUGGGAGGAGGAGGAGGUUGAGGACCCCUGCAAAAGACAGUGGCUGAGCAACUAUCAUCUCAACGAGGUCAACGUCUUCAGCUUGUUUGACGAGUUCCUGGAGAUGGUGAUCCAGUACAGCUUCACCACCAUUUUCGUCGCUGCCUUCCCCCUCGCCCCGCUGCUGGCCUUCUGCAACAACCUCUUUGAGAUCCGCCUGGAUGCCAUCAAGAUGAUGCGGCUGCGCCGGCGCAUGGUGCCCAGGAAGGCCAACGAUAUCGGAAUCUGGCUGCAGGUCCUGGAGGCCAUCGGCAUCCUGGCUGUCAUCGGGAACGGACUGGUGAUCGCCAUCACGUCCGACUUCAUUCCCAUGCUGGUCUACAAGCACACGUACAGCCCCUGCCUGCUCGACCCGGUACAUCACUUCCGCAUCCAGGACUUCGAGCCGUACACAAAGGUGUCCGAAACGCUGCUGGACUUUGUCAUGGAUGAGAUCAAGGAGUGCAG
This is a messenger RNA of Balearica regulorum gibbericeps (East African grey crowned-crane), 1362 nucleotides long. The record is from RefSeq and is a predicted model, not a curated record. NCBI's taxonomy places the organism in Eukaryota, Metazoa, Chordata, Aves, Gruiformes, Gruidae.